Molecule: messenger RNA, 1476 nt
Organism: Pestalotiopsis fici W106-1
Lineage: Eukaryota; Fungi; Ascomycota; Sordariomycetes; Amphisphaeriales; Sporocadaceae
Exons: 8
Coding region: 1-1476 (491 amino acids)
Biological process (GO): transmembrane transport
Cellular component (GO): membrane
Molecular function (GO): transmembrane transporter activity
Source: RefSeq, a predicted model, not a curated record
AUGUCCCACGAAUUUGAAAAAGCAGACGUGGACUAUGUCCCAGACGUCGAGCUCACCAAGACGGCCACCGAGGCUACCAAUGCCUGGGAGACUGAGUUCUCCCCCGAGGAGCAAAGACGAAUUGUCCGUCGCGUGGACCGCCGACUCGUCGUAACAGUCGGCGUCAUGUACUGCAUAUCGCUGAUGGACAGAACCAACCUGUCAGCCGCCGUCAUUGCCGGUAUGGCCAAGGAGCUGGAGCUCGUCGGCAACAAAUACUCGAUCGUAACUCUGGUGUUUUUUGUAACAUAUAUCGUCUUCCAACCGCCGUCAACCGUCAUUAUCCGCCUGGUUGGACCGCGCAUCCAUCUCGCCGUCAUCACACUGCUCUGGGGUUCUGUCAUGAUUGGGUUUGGCUUUGUCAAGGACUUUUCCCAACUUGCUGCCUUGCGAUGUGUCCUUGGUAUACUCGAGGCUGGAUUCUUCCCAAGCUGUGUUUAUCUGCUGAGUACCUGGUAUACAAGAUACGAGGUCGGCAAGCGAUAUUCGCUGUUCUAUGUUAUUGGCUGCGUUGCCUCUGGAUUCUCUGGAAUUCUUGCUUUCGGCCUCAUGCAGAUGAACGGACUUCAAAAUCUGACUGGGUGGCGGUGGAUCUUCAUCAUUGAAGGUGUGCUCACUUGUGUGAUUGCCAUAGCCAGCUACUGGCUCCUGGUCGAUUUCCCCGACUCCAAGCGCAAACUUUGGAAGUUUCUCGACGACAAUGAGCGGGCCUGGAUUGUUAAGAAGAUUAACGCCGACCGAGGCGAUGCGGAAACGCCCAAGUUCCAGCUCACGAAAUUCCUUAAAGCUGGUCUAGACUGGAAAAUCUGGUGCUACGCCCUCAUCUUCUUCAACACCACGACCGUUACCUACGCGCUGGCCUACUUUAUGCCCAUCAUCCUCAACACCAACCUUGGCUUCAGCGUGGGUGCUUCGCAAUGUCUAGUCGCGCCGCCUUACGCCUUUGCCGGCUUCGUCAUGUUCGGAACCGGCUGGCUGGGUGACCGCUACCGCAUCCGCGGCCCCAUUAUUCUUGCCAACAUGGUCUUGUGUCUUAUUGGUAUUCCCAUCAUGGGCUGGCACCCCAACCCGUCGGUCCGCUACUUUGGCGUCUUUCUCGUCACUGCGGGCGCCAACUCCAAUGUCCCGGCGGCCUUGGCCUACCAGGCAAACAACAUUAGAGGCCAGUGGAAGCGGGCCUUUUGCAGCGCAACCUUUGUCGGCUUUGGUGGAAUUGGUGGUAUCGCUGGUAGUCUGGUAUUCAGAUCGCAAGAUGCCGCGACGGGCUACAAGCCUGGUCUAUACGCAGCCAUUGCCUGUGCCUUGCUCAGCAUCAUUCUUGUGCUGAUAGUGGAUACCAAAUUCUAUUUCGACAACCGCGCUGCUGACAGGGGUGAGAAGGAAUUGGAGCACGAAGAAGAUGAGGUGCGCGAACGCGGAUUCCGUUACACCUACUAG